Aspergillus ruber CBS 135680 is the source of this 4423-nucleotide messenger RNA. RefSeq names its product putative ABC transporter. The transcript is spliced from 7 exons. Gene Ontology annotation, biological process: transmembrane transport. Gene Ontology annotation, molecular function: ABC-type transporter activity; ATP hydrolysis activity; ATP binding. Gene Ontology annotation, cellular component: membrane. The record is from RefSeq and is a predicted model, not a curated record. The coding region runs from base 80 to 4261 and encodes 1393 amino acids. Lineage: Eukaryota; Fungi; Ascomycota; Eurotiomycetes; Eurotiales; Aspergillaceae.
AAGGCGUGAGAGACCAACUUUUCCCCCACGAACGCUGACCCCGUCCGUUUUGAUUGGGAAAACCUGAGUUCACAACAAUAUGCCGUUCGACGUUGUGAUCAGGCCAAACAUGCUGGUCCUUGCAGGGCUAUGCCUGCUGAUUUGCGUUGCGGAUGUCCAUCUCCUUUGCUAUCGAAAGCAGCCAGCCGGUCUGGCGUUAAAUCUCCAACAUGUGCUACUGGGGUUGCUGAACCUGUUGUGCUCGCUUGUUUGCGCAUUCGGUACCCUGCUUUCUGGAUGGAAAGACCCCCGAAAUUGUUGGCCAUCAGUUCUAGUUGGAUUGCUUUGGGUCAUGGUCUUUGUUCUUCGACUGUGCUACCUCGCGGUCCCAGCAAAACGCUGUCUUUAUUAUGUGCACGCUAAUAUCCUUGCACUUGUUCUCUUUUUGACGACGAACCUAUCAGAGCAAGUGUAUCCGUUGAUAUGGUUCGAAGCACAGCACUAUGAGAUUAUUUCUGUUCGAAAUUUCGUCCAGCUGGCAGCCGCUUUUGCAAGUGCCGUCGCUUUGCCUUUAUUGACACCCUUUCAUAAAACCCCUUCGGAGUAUGGAUCUCAUUCAGAAAAGCCCUGUUCACCUAUCCAGAGAUGGUGGUUAUAUACCUGGGUUAGUCCUGUCGUCAACAAAGGAUAUGAUAGUAAUGGGGUUAUGAGCCCAAACGACCUCCUACCUAACCGGAAAGGAUUCUCGGGAGAGACCUGGCUGCAGAGUUACUUGGAGUAUAAUCAAAUGCUCUCCUUUAGGGCAAUCUUAUGGCGACUCUUUCGAUACCGAUUGGCAGUGACAGCGUUCUGGGCGGUGCUGUGCGGCGCCUCCGAGCUCGUUGGAACUAUCGGACUCUAUCAGCUCUUACUCUCCCUCCAAAGAUCACCCGGCACGAAGUUGCAUCCGUGGUUUUCGGUCAUCUUGUUCGGGGGCUGUCCAAUACUGCGUGGUUUGUGCAUGCAAACCUUCGAAUACUAUGCCACACACACUAUAGGAGAUGCAAAGACUUGCAUUACCACCGCUGUAUAUCGAAAACUGAUGCUGCAGCAAGCAGAUGCCACUGUCGAUGUCGGGCAGCUGCAAAGCAACAUUUCAGCAGAUAUCGAUAGGCUAGGUACUUUGAGAUACACGAUAUUGACAGCAUUUAUGGCGCCCGUCGAAAUUAUUUUUUCCUCAACUAUCCUCUACAGGAUCGUGGGAUGGUAUUACAUACCCAGCCUUGUUUUUCUCCUUGUGACGAGAUAUCCGCUCAGCAAGUUCAUUGUAGUAGCUCAAACGAAAGCCCAAUCAGGGGUUUUGCAAGGUACAGAUGAGCGAAUUACGAAGACAAGUGAGAGCAUACGGGCGAUGACAGCUAUCAAAAUACUUGGACAUGCGCAGCCCUUUAUCCAAAGGAUUCUCGGGGCAAGAAAUCGGGAAUUGGAUGCGAUUUGGCGCAAGAUGCAAGUUAUUGUUGCUUCCGAAAGUGUCUCUUUAGCCCUUACUUUUCUUGCACUUCUCCUUUGUUUGUUAUUGUACACCAUCGUGGGUAAGAUGCCGUUGGAGCCGGGUGUUGUCUUUACGGUGGUUGUUGUCUUCAACAUCGUGAAUAGCAUGUUCAGUCUAAGCGUUCUUGGGGCAGGUCAAUAUGCUCAAGCCAACGUCAGUCUCAACCGCCUGAGCAAGUUCCUUGACCAGCCCGAAAAAGCAGCGUACCCCAGGGACGAGGCAACGAACACGGGUGAGACUGCUUCCCAGGAUACAUUAAUCACCAUUCAAAGUGGGUUUUGCAAAUCACACACCCAGGCGGACCUAGAAUUUGUUGCGCCCGGGUUGAAUGUUGUCACCGGCGACGUAGGUUCCGGCAAAUCUCUGUUACUUCAAUCGCUGCUAUUCGACCGACAAAGGCUCCAAAAGACACAAUUUGAGCCAAUCGCUUAUACGCCCCAGAACCCUUGGCUGUUCAGAGGGUCUGUCCGAGAUAAUAUCCUUUUCGGCACUCCAUUCAAUCAAGAACGAUACGAGAAUGUCCUCAGUUGCUGCGCGCUAGAGCUAGAUCUUGCAACCUUCAAAGACCACGACAUGAAAGAUGUAGGAGAGGGUGGCCGCAGACUCUCCGGAGGUCAGCGUCAACGAGUUACCCUUGCUCGUGCGGUAUACUCCAAGGCUGAUAUUGUACUAUUGGACGAUGUUCUGUCGGGAUUGGACCCGAAGACCUUCGAGUGGAUUGUCGACAAUUGCAUUUUGGGGCCGCAGAUGAAGGAUCGCAAAGUGGUUCUCGUCUCGAACAAUGACAAGUUACUGGCAAGAGCCGAUAUGAUCGUGUAUAUGAGAGACAGCACAGUUUGUCAAAUUACACGCCCGAUAAAGAUUGAAGGUGCAGUCGUCGAGAAUGAAAGCGCCGUUGGUUCGUCUCCGGUCUCUGUCGUUGACGUCUCGGAAAGCGACUGUCUUGAGGAGAACAAUGAGCCACAUGAGGACAAUAACGAGAAAAUAAACGACCUUGAUAGCCUCCGAGGGCGCAUUGGAUACAAAUACAUAAGCAAGUACAUCCGAUCAUUUGGAUGUCGCACCUUUAUCGCUACCAUGGCCAUCUUCACCAUCUCAGCCCAGGCUAUGGAUAUUGCUUUGCCUGCAUGGCUCUCCAUCUGGAGCCAGGCUUAUACUGAAGGCAAUAACUCUCACAUCGGCUUCUUUGUUGGCAUAUUCACAGGCCUCGGGAUUGCGCGUAUACUGCUGCUAGCCGUCUCACUCAUCCUUUUAUAUUCAGGUGCUUGGAGAGCAAGUCGCGACAAGCACAUGGAAAUGUUGGUUGUGGUGUUUGGCGCCACAUACGCUUGGGUUUGGCGUACACCGGCUGGACAGGUCAUUAACCGGUUUUCUUCCGAUAUGGCCAGCCUGGAUGACACACUAUUUAAGACCCUGCGACCAGUUCUCGAAACCUAUCUUUCCAUCGCGUUCCGCAUUCUGACCGUGUCUUCCUUGGUUCCACUCUUCCUGCUACCAUCUAUUGCGCUGACAGGUCUUGCGCUCUACAUUGGUUAUCGCUAUCGGUUUGCAUCAACAGCGGUGAAGCACAUGUACGCCGGCAGUCUGACACCUCUUCAUCACAGUAUCUCCGAAACUGCAUCUGGUCUGUUGACCGUGCACGCGUACAGGGCGGAGAAGAUUCUACAGGAUAGGUUCAACACCGCCGUCGACCAUCAUGUCCGCGCUUGGAACGGAGUUAGUGACCUCCAGCGAUGGUUAGCGGUGAGAAUGGACCUUUGCGUCGGACUCAUCUCUUUUUCUGUCGCGGUCCUAGCCGUUACGCAAAGACAUGCGAAUGCGUCAACGGUUGGCCUCAGCUUGACACUAACAACGGGGCUGUGUACAUCACUUCUUUAUCUUGUAUAUCUUUCAAGUCUCCUGGAGGUGGAGAUGACGAGCUACUACAGGAUUGAGAGCUAUAUCAAGGAUCUCCCACAGGAGCUUGGUCCGUGUGAUGGAUCUAACGUGGCCGAGCCCGAGGAAUGGCCAACGCAGGGGGUGGUCCACAUUCAGAAUCUGACAGCCGGUUAUUCAUGGGAUGAAAAUGAAGUGCUGAGGGACGUUAACUUUAGCGCGCUGGCUGGGGAACGGGUCGCUAUUGUAGGCCGCACGGGAAGCGGGAAGAGUUCACUCGCGUUGAGUCUACUCCGACUAGCCACAAAGCGCCGCGGAUCCAUCACCAUUGACGGUGUUGAGAUAGAGUCACUUGAGGUGGAGAAAUUGCGACAACGCAUAAGCCUCAUCCCACAAGACCCAACUCUGUUUGACGGGACCAUUCGUUUCAACCUAGACCCGAGCAGCCGACUGCCCGAUGGGCACUUACAGACUAUCCUGGAUGACGUGGCGGGCGCACCGAGCAAAUGGAGACUAGAUGACCUGGUCGAAGGAAACGGGGAGAACUUCUCCCACGGCGAACGACAGCUUAUCGCCCUUGCUCGGGCGAUCGUGAACCAAAGUCGGAUCGUCAUCCUAGACGAAGGGACAGCUAGUCUUGACAAAGACAGCGAAGCACGCAUUCAUUCGGUCCUGCGAGAACGAUUCCGCGACUGCACCGUCAUCGCCAUUACACAUCAGUUACACAACAUUGUCGACUUUGACCGGGUUCUUGUCUUGGACCGAGGCCGAGUAGCCGAGCAAGGAAAUCCACGAGAUCUAUUGAGUACAGCAGGGAGGGGGUGGUUCCAGUCGCUGUAUAUGCAGCAACAUGGUCCUCAUCCGCAUACUGACUGAUUAUGAUGACUGAUGUUAUAUUGCCGAGAACGGCGUACGGAGUAUUUGGAAUGAGGUUUUGGAAUUUUUUCUCUAAAGUUAAACCGAGAAGAAAAGAAAAGAAAAAAAAAUGUUUCUAUUUCGCCUGACAUGACCACUUCCAAUAAGCGAAGCCGGUUGAGA